This is a messenger RNA of Capsicum annuum, 2206 nucleotides long. RefSeq lists its product as uncharacterized. The transcript has 5 exons. Gene Ontology annotation, cellular component: cytoplasm. The coding region runs from base 296 to 2029 and encodes 577 amino acids. Gene Ontology annotation, molecular function: deoxynucleoside kinase activity. NCBI's taxonomy places the organism in Eukaryota, Viridiplantae, Streptophyta, Magnoliopsida, Solanales, Solanaceae. The record is from RefSeq and is a predicted model, not a curated record.
AAAUGCUUAAAGUGAACAACUUAAGAUAUUAAAAUGAAGAAUCGCGGCGAGUUGAAAAUCGAUAUGUAUGGCCUUUUGAAUAAGUUGAUCCACUUGUUUUGGUGUUUGCCGCUUUCUCUUUCUUCCCCUAAGGACAACACAGAAACCCCUUGUUAUUCCCGCUCUCUCUCCGUGUAUAUCUCGUCUCUAUCUUCACAGUUAUCUGUCUAAUAUAAGCAAAGGUUUUAUUAGGGUUUAGUUUUUAGUGAGGUUUAUCACUCUCAAGCAGAAGGUGACUGUGAAAUGCGGCAAAGGGAUGCAGAAACUGCUAAGCAGAAGCCCACAGUUACCACCUCCGCUCCUAUCCCUUAACCCUCUUUCUUUCCCUUUUUCUCACCCCGUAGUGUUUUACAAAAACAACCCACUUCCUUCAACUAUGACUUCUGCCGCACUCCACCGCCUUCACCAUACCCCUCUCGGUAAACCCUUUUCGGGUUUCCGGAAUAUGGCUGCUGAUUCCUCUGUUAGGGCAGUUGUUCCUCGUGUUAAUGAUUGCCGUAUUUGUAGAUGCUCUCUUGAUACUGCGCCCACCGUGAGGGCUUGGGUUAUUAUGAAGCAGAGUUGUGGUAGUAGGACUAGUGCUGCCUGGUUCGGCACCGUUGCUUCCGCUUCUGGUUCAGAAAAGGGUGUUCCGGUGACUUCUGCUGAGGAGGGGGAGAAGGAUUUGGAUAAUGAGGAGAAUGUGAGUAGCUCAGUGGAGAAGCCAGUGUUGGCGGCUAGGUUGCAUAGGAGACAGAGGGGUGGUGGUGGUGGGGAAGGAGCGGUUCUGGCUAGUCCAGAUUUGCUAACAAUACCGGGUGUUGGGCCAAGGAAUUUGAGGAAGUUGGUACAGAAGGGUUUUAUGGGUGUUGAUCAGCUCAAACAACUCUACAGAGAUAAGUUUUUUGGAAAAUCUAAUGAGAAGAUGGUUGAGUUCCUACAAAGCUCAGUUGGAAUCAUUCACAGAAACCAUGCUGAAAGUAUCACCACAUUUAUCAGAAAGAGUGUGGAUGAAGAGUUGAAGGAGCAGAACUCAGAUUCCGAUGUGAAGUCGGCACAUAAGAAACGACUUACUUUCUGUGUUGAGGGAAAUAUUAGUGUUGGAAAAACAACCUUUCUGCAGAGAAUAGCUAAUGAGACACUUGAAUUGCAAGAUCUUGUUGAAAUAGUUCCCGAACCUAUUGCCAAGUGGCAGGAUAUUGGGCCAGAUCACUUUAACAUAUUAGAUGCAUUCUAUGCGGAACCGCAAAGAUAUGCUUACACAUUUCAAAACUAUGUUUUUGUAACGAGAGUUAUGCAGGAGAGAGAAUCAUCUGGUGGUAUCAGGCCCCUCAGGUUGAUGGAGAGAAGUGUGUUCAGUGACAGGAUGGUCUUUGUGAGAGCUGUUCAUGAAGCAAACUGGAUGAAUGAGAUGGAGAUCAGCAUUUAUGACUCAUGGUUUGACCCGGUUGUUUCAACUUUGCCUGGACUGGUUCCCGAUGGUUUUAUUUAUCUUAGAGCGAGCCCUGAUACAUGUCACAAGAGAAUGAUGUUGCGUAAGAGAACAGAGGAAGGUGGAGUUUCCUUGGAAUAUCUGCAAGGUUUGCAUGAGAAGCAUGAAAGCUGGCUUUUCCCAUUUGAAAGUGGAAAUCAUGGGGUAUUGUCUGUUAGUGAGCUACCCCUGAACUUUGACAAAUCUGUACCCCCAGAAAUAAGGGAUCGUGUUUUUUAUCUGGAGGGCAAUCACAUGCACCCAAGUAUUCAAAAGGUUCCUGCAUUGGUUCUUGACUGUGAGCCUAACAUUGACUUUAACAGAGACAUUGAAGCAAAGAGGCAGUAUGCUCGCCAAGUUGCUGAUUUCUUCGAAUUCGUAAAGAAGAAGAAAGAAGUCUUGCCAGGAGCUGCAGAAGAACCACCUAAGGUCAAUCAAGCAUCAGUUAUGCUGCCUCAAAAUGGUUUGUGGGUACCUGAUGGAAAGUUCUCGGAGUCUGCAUUGGAUUUCAGACGAAAUAUGUCGUUCAUGUCUCACUAAGUGCAUGUUGCUUAUUCUUGCCAUAUCCAGUAGUUUUAGGAAGCAAUGUGCUUAUUUUCUCCUUGUAAAAAUGUGUUUCGGCUACUCAAAGCUUUUAACCUGCAGCGGUGUAGGAGUAGGUUGUAUGUGGAUGUUGCUAGACGAUGUUGAUUAGUAAAAGUUUUGUUUUCAUUUCAA